Messenger RNA from Diabrotica virgifera virgifera (western corn rootworm), 1921 nucleotides. Its product is annotated as sodium/nucleoside cotransporter 2. Lineage: Eukaryota; Metazoa; Arthropoda; Insecta; Coleoptera; Chrysomelidae. The transcript is spliced from 11 exons. Gene Ontology annotation, molecular function: nucleoside:sodium symporter activity. The record is from RefSeq and is a predicted model, not a curated record. The coding region runs from base 139 to 1821 and encodes 560 amino acids. Gene Ontology annotation, biological process: nucleoside transmembrane transport. Gene Ontology annotation, cellular component: membrane.
AAUAACGAAUAGUCUAACUUUAACAGGUAGUGAUGGUAUCGUGUGUUUGAAAGUAUUGUUGGUCUUCUGUAAAUUCCCUAAUAAAUAGAAGAAAUAUUAUUUACAAACGCUUUAACUAACUCAACAAAUAGUAUAUCAAUGGAAGAAAAUAUUAGAGAAACUGAAGAAAACAAUAAUAGUACUCGUAAACGUAUACAUAAUUUAAUUCAACCCCGAAAACAAAUUCUAACCAAUCUUACUUUCCUAAUAAUAUUUACAAUAUAUUUUAUUUUGGCAACAUAUUAUUAUGUACAAAAUAAUCCACCUGGCUGGGAAUAUUUUGGGUACACUACUUGCACAGGAUAUGGUUUUCUUGUAAUUAUAUAUGCUUUCACCAUAUAUGGAUAUUUAAAGUUCUAUCUGUUAAGAACAUCUACUUAUUUAUUAAUUAAAAAUGAUAUUUUGAAGUCAACAUUCUUCAAAUUGAAUAAAGCUAUUAAAAAUAAUGCAGAAUCAUCUGUGAUAUUAAGAAAUUUAAAUAUAGUAUUUUAUGCAGCUGUGAUAAUAGCAAUUGGUAUAUACUUAGCGUUAGAUACACAACAGAAUAGAUUACGAUUAAUACCAGUAUCAGGAUUGAUCAUAUUCUUGAUAAUUGGGUUUCUGUUUUCCAAUAACAGAUCUAAGAUCAAAUGGAGAACGAUUGUUUGGGGUAUUAUUUUGCAAUUUGUUCUUGGACUUCUCACAAUUAGAUGGAAUGUAGGACGAAAUAUUUUAGAAUGUAUAGGAGAUAAAGUUGAUACUCUUUUAAACUAUGCCUUUAAAGCAGCUGAGUUCCCUUAUGGCGUAGAACUAGUCAAAAAUCAGCAACUAUUUGCGUUUAGAUCUCUGUCAACAGUAUAUUUCAUAAGUUUUUUGGUAAAUAUUUUAUAUUAUUAUGGUAUUAUGCAAAACAUAGUUCUUGCUAUCGGCAGUUUAUUAAAAUUAAUAAUGGGUACUUCAAUAUGUGAAAGCGUAAACAGCGCUGCCAACAUUUUUUUGGGAAUGACUGAGGCUCCUCUGAUUUUAGCUCCUUAUUUGAAAGAUCUAACUGCUUCAGAAAUACACUCAGUUAUGACUUCAGGAUUCGCCACCGUUGCAGGUUCUGUUAUGGCUGCCUAUAUCAGCUUCGGUGCUAGACCACAAGAUUUAAUAACAUCUAGCAUUAUGUCAGCUCCAGCUGCUUUAUGUUACAGCAAGCUGCUUUAUCCAGAGACCGAGGUGAUUAGAAUGAAGAAGAAAAAUAUUCAGCAAAUGAAAAUAGAAUACAAUUCCGUAUUAGAAGCAGCUACAAAGGGUGUAGCAAAUGCGAUAAACUUAGUUCACGGGAUUAUCUCUGGUGUAAUAGCCUUUUUAGCAGCAGUGUAUUUUAUCAAUGGAAUAUUAGGAUGGAUAGGAGAAUUAGUCGGUCAGACAGAACCAUAUUGGUCCCUUGAAUUAAUUACUGGAAAAAUAUUUAUUCCUAUCAGUUAUAUAAUGGGCGUUCCUUGGAGAGAAUGCGAAAGUGUCGGUACUUUAAUCGGUAUUAAAACCAUGGUUAAUGAGUUUGUUGCUUUUGAAAGGAUGGGUGUCAUGGCUAAAGAAAAUUUGCUAGGUCCACGUACAAAAGUUAUAGCCACUUACGCCAUAUGUGGUUUUUCUAACCCGGCCUCCAUAGGAAUUAUGAUAUCAGCUCUUAAUACAUUAAUUCCCAAUAAAACAGAUGUUAUCACCAGAGUGGUAAUGAGAGCCUGGUUUGGUGGAGCGAUAGUAUGUUUUAUGACAGCAUGUAUAGCAGGCAUUGUGAUGCCUGAGGAAGCCCUCUAGAUUAACUUAGUUUGUGGAGUCUACAGCAAGGUCCGUAAGACUGACGGGACGGACCUGAUUAUUUAUUACGAAAUGAAUAAAGAAGCUAUGUUGUCUAUUA